AUGGCCAGUCUUCAGAAAAUAAAUUUAGAUAGCAUAGAACCAUAUCCUGAAAAUGAAACAAACAUUUCACCUCAAGAACAAAUCUUAAAUAAUUAUGUAAUUAGCAUGUUGAAGGAUACCGCUUUUGAAAGAAGCUCCGUCAGAGUUUUUUGCAGGCCAUUUAACGUAGACGAACAAAUACGCUACUUGAUGCAAAUGUUCAACCCGAGUUUGAUAACAAAUAUGCAUCAGAACACUUAUCUUAAUGAUGAAACAUCAGUUCAACUUCUUGACAGCUUUUUCGUGUUUGGUGAACAUGCUGGCACGUCUACGCCAUUGUCCAACUCAACAAAACACAAUACUUCAAAUAUCUUUGGAGGAACACCAGCGACAUCUUCACAUCUUGACAUGAACAAAAACAAAGCCGAUGUUCAACACCAGGACAGCAACAACAAAACCACCGACUUUGUUAUUGAUCAACCAGUGGCAACGACAGUAGCUUCAUUGUAUUUGGCAGACAAAGAAGUCAACGUGUUUACCACAUCCGCCACCAUGCAGAAUGAAUGUCGCUCGAAUGGAUCACCGCAUCUACCAUCCAUAAGAUAA
Helobdella robusta is the source of this 585-nucleotide messenger RNA. RefSeq lists its product as hypothetical. The transcript has a single exon. Lineage: Eukaryota; Metazoa; Annelida; Clitellata; Rhynchobdellida; Glossiphoniidae. The record is from RefSeq and is a predicted model, not a curated record. Bases 1 to 585 code for a protein of 194 amino acids.